GGUAAAUCUCCCCAUUUGUCCUCCAUAGAGCACACGAGCUGAAGCAAAAGUCUAUAAGAGAUACAACUGGGGUAGAUGCCAGGGUCCGCUGCCUACCUGGCUGCGAUCAUCUGUGAGGCUCCCAUCAUGGUGUCCGUAACAAUGGCCACCUCCGAAUGGAUCAACUUCUUCAAAGAAGCUGGGAUCCCUGCAGGGCCAGCUGUCAACUACGCGGUGACAUUUGUGGACAACAGGAUCCAGAAAUCCAUGCUGAUGGAUCUGAAUAAGGAGAUUAUCAAUGAACUGGGUAUAACAGCGGUGGGAGAUGUCAUUGCCAUAUUGAAACAUGCCAAGGUUGUCCACAGACAGGAUAUAUGUAAAGCUAUGACGGAGGCGCCAAGCCAGACGAUCAUGCAGAGUGAACUAAGGAGGAACGCUAACAGCCGUGAGUCGCCGUUAUACCUACCUGCUGCCACAAGAAUGAUUGCUAACAGUCUCAGCCGGGAUUCUCCCCCGUCCACCCCUGUCCGCAGACCUGAGAACAGUACAUCCAAGAUCUCUGUGACUGUGUCCAAUAAAGUGGCUCUGAAGAAGUCUCAAGCAGCCUUGUCUUCACCAUUAGAUGACACUGCUGCUGCUGAGGGUUCAGUGAAACGUCGCAGGGUGACAGCUGAGAUGGAAGGAAAGUAUAUCAUUAAUAUGCCCAAAGGGACCACAGCCAGGACAAAGAAGAUCCUGGAGGAACAAGCUGCAAAAGGUACGAUCCGAACAUCUGUUUUUGACAGACUAGGGGCAGAAAGUAAAGCAGACACGACAACAGGAGCAAAGCCCACAGGAGUUUUUAGCCGAUUAGGUGAUGCCCAUGAGGCAGGAAAAUCUGCAGAUAGUGAUGAAGACAGCAGCGUUUUACAGUAUGCGGGUGUUCUGAAAAGAAAGAACACUCCAGUCUCUAGAGAAAAACUGACCCCUGGAAUAACCAUCAAGGCUAAAGCCACAAGCUCCGAGCAGAAGGCGCCCAUCACCACCACCAUCAAGAGACUGGCUACCAAACCUCCUGCCAGUGCCCCCGCUAAGCUUACCACAUCAAAGAUCACCCUGGCACAAAGGCUGGGCACUGUCCCACAGGUGGUUGUAGAGGAGGAACGGAAAAGAAAGAAGCCUUCAGCUGCCAUGGUUCAGCGUCUGGGCAAACAGCAAGUCGUCGCUCAGGACAGCAAAGUUAGCAGCAGUAAGGCACCGGUGGUGGCCUUCAAGCCAACGUUCACCAUUAAAAGGACUGUAGGGAACGCCCGCGUGACCAGCUCCAGUGACAACAGCAGCGCUCAGAUGGACAUCUCUGGAAACAUUAGCGUUUUUAAGCGGCUGGGGAGAAAAUCUGUAUAAAAUAUGGUUUUCUUAGUCCUGUUUGGCGAGCGGACACCGGGAUAUCAGGAAGAAUGCAUGGUUCGGCCAUCUUGUAUCUAGCGCACCAGACCAUGUGGUUUUAUUUGUUUUUGAUACACGGACUUGUUUUACACUGCAUUUAAGAACAUCUGGAUAGUUUCACUGCCACCGUAUUUAUUAUGAUGAGAUAAUAGCAGCAGUGAUUGCGGGUUUUUAAUUAAAUAUUUUAUUAG
This is a messenger RNA of Hyla sarda, 1595 nucleotides long. It is a transcript of the gene C9H19orf47, whose product is annotated as chromosome 9 C19orf47 homolog. Gene Ontology annotation, cellular component: nucleus. The transcript has 9 exons. The record is from RefSeq and is a predicted model, not a curated record. Lineage: Eukaryota; Metazoa; Chordata; Amphibia; Anura; Hylidae. The coding region runs from base 76 to 1362 and encodes 428 amino acids.